AUGUGCUGCAAGCAAGGAACGCAGGGUUGCUUGCCGUCGCCACUCGCGGACUUGCCGCCGAAGCCAAGAUUGAAACAGCACACCGCUCACCGUCGCGACGCUCACGACGGCCAAAGUGUGACCACGACGGGUCACUUUGGCCGGAGUUGCCGUGACCCCUCGACCAUUCGAUGUGACGAAACGGCCUGGGACAGCCAUAGUGACCAUUCGGUGUUGACAGCCGUAGUGACUGGGCAAAAAGCACAGCGCGCAGUUCCACCACAGAAAACAAAGACCUAUCCACAGCGAAAGCCGCGGCUUGCGGCGCAUGGGAGCAGCCAUGGAAAGGGACAUCAAGCAAUAAAUCAAGCUCUAAUCAAGCUUUUGGCCGAAUAG
Durusdinium trenchii is the source of this 375-nucleotide messenger RNA. Lineage: Eukaryota; Dinophyceae; Suessiales; Symbiodiniaceae. The record is from the annotation of a GenBank genome assembly.